Molecule: messenger RNA, 1330 nt
Organism: Rosa chinensis
Lineage: Eukaryota; Viridiplantae; Streptophyta; Magnoliopsida; Rosales; Rosaceae
Product: putative RING-H2 finger protein ATL21A
Exons: 2
Coding region: 14-1144 (376 amino acids)
Molecular function (GO): polysaccharide binding
Source: RefSeq, a predicted model, not a curated record
ACUUCGAAACAAAAUGGACAUCUCAGAUAUCCUCUUUCUCCUUCUCUUCCUAUUUCCUCAUUUCUAUGCACUAGAACUAGACGACUGUCCAGCCUCCAUGUGUGGCAACACCGGCUUUCCUAUCCGGUUCCCUUUCGGGCUACAAGGCUAUCAACCCAAAAACUGUUCUUACCCAGGUUUCGACCUAACCUGCAAUACACAGGGCAUAACAGUCCUGAGACUUCCAAACUCUGGAGAAUUUUUUGUCCGAGCAAUCGAUUAUGUCACACAAGAGAUUCAACUCUAUGACCCUAGUAGUUGCCUUCCCAAAAGGCUUCUAAGCCUCAACCUUUCAGGCUCUCCUUUUGUUGCUGCUUUUUAUCAGAACUACACCUUCCUCAGUUGCCCUGCUUCAUUCACAGAGUCAAAGUUCACCCCCAUUGAUUGCCUCAGUAACUCCACAACCUCAGUCUUGGCAACCCCUUCCAUCAGCCUCGCAAAUUCAAUGUCUAAGGUGUGCAAGAUCAUCGCUACAAUGCCAGUUCCGGUUUCUGGGAUAGUUGAGUCUGAGGAUGGAUUCUCAACCGACUUUGAUUCAGACCUUAGUUUGACAUGGUAUGAGCCUGGUUGUACUCCUUGUGAAGGUGAAGGUGGCAUUUGUGGCUUUGAGACCAACACUAGCCAAGUACUUGGUUGCUUCUACAAUUCUAAAGGCAGAUCAGGCGACGGUUUCCAAGUUUUCAGGAUUAUUUGUGUCUCCAUCGCGGUACCAGCCCUCACAAUGGCGAUUGGGAUCGCUUGCUUUGCAUGCAUCAAGGACAGGAGUGGGAUCAGUCCUGGUCGCACUGCACAGCGGAACCCCACUGCAGUUGCAGCAGAACCCGAACAACAAUCCACAAUAGUAAUGAAUGGUCUGGAUCAGACCACCAUUGAAUCCUAUCAAAAGCUAGUUCUUGGUGAGAGCCGGCGGCUUCCAGGACCCAACGACACCACUUGCACUAUAUGCUUAUCAGAGUAUCUCACCAAAGACACAGUAAGAUGCAUCCCAGAGUGUAAACACUGCUUCCAUGCUGAAUGUGUUGAUGAGUGGCUGCGAUUGAACAGUACAUGUCCAGUUUGUCGAAACUCCCCCUCCCCAGCUCACGUCAACUCAGAUGGGGUCUGAUGUCUUUUAUUAUCUUAUUUCCUGUAGUUAUUCCCUCUUUACUGUAUAUAAUGGUUAAAAUUUUGUGAGUCCAAGCUUUACAAGACCGUUCACUCAAUUUUGGGUUUAUGUGUUUAUACUGAGGUAGGCUUAGGCUUAUACUUUGUAAACAUGUCCACUUCAUUCAUUUUCAGUUUUCCUGGAGCA